Coffea eugenioides is the source of this 1295-nucleotide messenger RNA. RefSeq lists its product as uncharacterized. NCBI's taxonomy places the organism in Eukaryota, Viridiplantae, Streptophyta, Magnoliopsida, Gentianales, Rubiaceae. Gene Ontology annotation, molecular function: DNA binding. Bases 389 to 1282 code for a protein of 297 amino acids. The transcript is spliced from 11 exons. The record is from RefSeq and is a predicted model, not a curated record. Gene Ontology annotation, biological process: transcription by RNA polymerase III. Gene Ontology annotation, cellular component: RNA polymerase III complex.
CAAUGAAGGCUGGAUCUGAAGGCCACUCGAAACUCACGCAUCCAUCUUGCCUUGCUACAUGUAGCUGGGAGCUCUUGCAUCUUACUUUCCACCGGGAAAGGGGUAAAACAAGCUAGAUCAAGAAUCAUACCUUCAAACCGUCUGAUCUUUGCUAAAUCCCGAAGAAAUGAAGUGACUUAUCCUCUCUCAAGUUCCAAGAACUUUGUGGUUGGUAUCUAGGACGCCUAAAACCUCCACGUUCUCCUUUUUCUCAGCCUCCACAACCGGUCUUUUAGUUUCAGCUUGCCGUGUAUCCCAAACUACAUUCAACUCCGCAGUACAUAAAGAGUUCACCAACAAUAACGUGACUGCUCCUAACUUUUUUGAUCAUCUGAUUAUUGAUUUUGUCAUGGAUCCAGACUCUUUAGCAACCACGGCCACCAAUGCACCUAGGAAGGUGAGGUUUGCACCAAAAGUUCCUCCACGCAGAGACCAAAAGACUGUCGUCACCAAAGUUGAGAAGGUUGAAGAUGCCGUUGAUGCUGCUCAGGCUGAGGAACUAUUACGCCGGCUUAAUGAAUCUUCUGUCAACGCAAAGCCUAAAUUUGAAAGGAAAGCUGGACCGGCACAUGUGGCAUUUGGCUAUGGAGGCUCAUCACCUUCAAUGAGGUCAUAUGGUGCUCCCAAGGGUGUAAGCACACAUCAUAGUUCAUAUCCUAAUGCUGGAGGUGCUAUGCGUAGGGUGCAGAAAGAAUACAAAGAACCAUGGGAUUAUUAUACCAAUUAUCCUGUAACACUUCCUUUAAGGAGACCAUACUCGGGGGAUCCAGAACAUCUUGAUCAAGAGGAAUUUGAUGAGGCCUCAGAAAGCUUGAACUAUGAUGAAUGCUCCACAAAUGCUGCUGUAGAGCUUGGUCUAACGGAAGGAAAGGAAACUAUGUUGUUUCUUCAAUUACCUGCAAGCAUGCCUAUGGUAAAGCAAUUACCUAAUACGACUGGCAGUGAGAUGGCAGAUACUUCUAAACCAACAAAGAGUGGAGAACUUUUGCAAAAGUCCUGUAGUUUGGAUGAGUUGCCAGCAGGAUUUAUGGGUAAAAUUUUAGUUUACAGGAGUGGUGCUGUCAAGCUGAAGCUUGGUGACAACCUUUAUGAUGUUUCGGUAGGUUUGGAUUGUGUAUUUGCACAAGAUGUUGUUGCCAUUAACGAUGAAGAAAAGCAUUGUUGUACUUUGGGGGAGCUCGAUAAGCGUGUCAUCAUAACCCCAGAUGUGGACUCGAUGUUAGAUGGAAUGGCUGACUUGUAGUAUAUCCACUUGU